This is a messenger RNA of Sipha flava (yellow sugarcane aphid), 1379 nucleotides long. RefSeq names its product acyl-CoA Delta(11) desaturase-like. The transcript has 6 exons. Gene Ontology annotation, biological process: unsaturated fatty acid biosynthetic process. NCBI's taxonomy places the organism in Eukaryota, Metazoa, Arthropoda, Insecta, Hemiptera, Aphididae. Gene Ontology annotation, molecular function: stearoyl-CoA 9-desaturase activity; iron ion binding. The record is from RefSeq and is a predicted model, not a curated record. Bases 249 to 1349 code for a protein of 366 amino acids. Gene Ontology annotation, cellular component: endoplasmic reticulum membrane.
CUCACCAAACGUGACACACCGCCGCGCAUAUGUUCGGAUGCAGCAUGUGCCCACUUGCUGUGUUCACGAACCAUGAUUAGCCCCGUCUUAUCUUGUUUUAUUUUCAUUCUCGUCUUGAAAAUGUUUCGCGUACCUUUUACCCUAGGCCCUAAUCUCAAAUCCAAUUAACUAUAUAUACGCAGAUUAUUACGAUUUACCUAAUCAUUAUUACUGGUCGCUUCGCCUGUUGCGGUACCUACCUAACAAGAAUGACGAUGGACGCUGCUGUCACCAACGGUAACGUUGCAAACAUGAACACCGCAGACACUAUGAUGGAGACUGAUCUUAGUGUGGUGGAAAAAAAUAAACAAGAUAGAAUGGAUCCAUCAUUAAAUGAACCAGCCAAGGUUGAAAUAAUUUGGGGAAUUGUUUUGUUCUUUGUUGCUGGCCAUCUGAGUGCUAUUUAUGGAUUAUAUUUGGUAUUUGUUUCGACCAAAAUAUACACAACAUUGUUUGCAUUGAGUUUAUGGAUAUUAUCAGGCUUGGGUGUAACAGCUGGACUUCAUCGGUUAUGGUCUCACAAAUCCUACAAAGCUAAAUGGCCUUUACGAUUUAUUUUAAUGCUAAUGAGUACCAUGGCAUUUGAGAAUCAUAUUUAUGAAUGGUGCAUGGAUCAUCGAAUUCAUCACAAGUACACAGAUACCAAUUCUGAUCCACAUAAUGCUAAAAGAGGAUUUUUUUUUUCGCAUAUAGGAUGGCUUGUAGUUCGUAGACAUGAAGAUUAUUAUGAUAAAUGUCGAAAAAUUGAUAUGUCUGAUUUGAAAACUGAUCCCAUUGUAAUGUUUCAAAAACUAUUAUAUAUUCCUUUACUGUUACUAAUAUGUUUUAUCAUGCCCACAAUGAUACCUGUUUAUUACUGGAACGAAUCAUACACAAACGCAUUCUUUACUUCAACAAUGCUGCGUUACAUUUUUACAUUGAACAUGACAUGGUUAGUGAACAGUGCUGCUCACAUUUGGGGUAACCGUCCAUAUGAUGCAUCAAUAAAUCCAUCUGAAAAUCUAUCCGUGUCACUUGGAGCUUUAGGCGAGGGAUGGCACAACUAUCAUCACGUUUUCCCUUGGGAUUAUAAAGCAGCUGAACUUGGCAACUACAGGGCUAACUUAACAACUGCUUUCAUAGACUUUUUUGCGCUCAUUGGUUGGGCUUAUGAUAUGAAAACAGUUUCAAACGAUAUGAUCUUAAAACGAGCAAAAAGAACUGGAGAUGGUUCUCAUCCUAAUGGUGAUGGAAUCUGGGGAUGGGAUGAUUCCAAUAUUUCUAUUGAAGAUAAAAAAUUAACGACGAUUAUUAACAAAAAAGAUGAAUGAAAAUAUAAUAGAAUUAGUUUUUUUUUACCU